GGGCCUGGCGCCAGCGCAUGCGCCCGCCUGUGGGCGCUGUCCCGUCUGCAAGGGCCGCGAGUUCACCGACAGACUGACGGACCGACGGACUGGCGGCCGCUCGGACGCACGCGGCAGCGCAGGGAGCAGGGACGCGGCGGGACAGUGACAUGCCUGGCCACAUACAGCAGCCGAGCGGGCGCGGGAACCCGGGCCCCGCGCCCUCGCCUUCCCCGGGUCCCGGCGCCUCGGAGCGGGUGGCGCUCAAGAAAGAGAUCGGGCUGGUGAGCGCUUGCACCAUCAUCAUCGGCAACAUCAUCGGCUCUGGUAUCUUCAUCUCACCCAAGGGCGUCCUGGAGCACUCAGGCUCUGUGGGGCUGGCGCUCUUCGUCUGGGUCCUGGGUGGGGGCGUGACGGCCCUGGGCUCCCUCUGCUAUGCAGAGCUGGGGGUGACCAUCCCCAAAUCUGGCGGGGACUAUGCCUAUGUCACCGAGAUCUUCGGGGGCCUGGCCGGAUUCUUGCUGCUCUGGAGUGCUGUGCUUGUCAUGUACCCCACUAGCCUGGCUGUCAUCUCCAUGACCUUCUCCAACUACGUGCUGCAGCCUGUGUUCCCCAACUGCAUCCCCCCAGCCACUGCCUCCCGCUUGCUUUCCAUGGCGUGCCUGAUGCUUCUGACCUGGGUGAACAGCUCCAGCGUGCGCUGGGCCACAAGAAUCCAGGACGUCUUCACGGGAGGGAAGCUGUUGGCUCUGUCACUCAUUAUUGGUGUUGGCUUUGUCCAAAUCUUCCAAGGACACUUCGAGGAGCUGAGGCCAAGCCGUGCCUUCGCCUUUUGGAUGACACCCUCUGUGGGUCACCUGGCCCUGGCCUUCCUCCAGGGCUCCUUUGCUUUUAGUGGCUGGAACUUCCUCAACUAUGUCACCGAAGAGCUGGUUGACCCUCGCAAAAACCUACCUCGUGCCAUCUUCAUCUCCAUCCCCCUGGUGACCUUCGUGUACACAUUCACCAAUGUCGCCUACUUCACCGCCAUGUCCCCCCAGGAGCUGCUGUCCUCUAACGCGGUAGCCGUGACCUUCGGGGAGAAGCUACUGGGUUACUUCUCGUGGGUCAUGCCUGUCUCUGUGGCACUUUCCACUUUCGGAGGAAUCAAUGGCUACCUGUUCACCUCCUCCAGGCUAUGCUUCUCUGGAGCCCGGGAAGGUCACUUGCCCAGCCUACUAGCCAUGAUCCACGUCAGACGCUGUACCCCCAUCCCCGCCCUCCUCGUCUGUUGCGGGGCCACAGCAGUCAUCAUGCUUGUGGGAGAUACAUACACACUUAUCAGCUGCGUGUCCUUCAUCAACUACCUCUGCUAUGGUGUCACUGUCCUGGGCCUGCUUGUGCUACGCUGCAGGCGGCCGGCGCUCCACAGGCCCAUUAAGGUGAACCUCCUCAUCCCUGUCACGUACUUGGUGUUUUGGGCCUUCCUGCUAGUUUUCAGCUUCAUCUCGGAGCCCGUGGUCUGUGGGAUAGGCGUCAUCAUCAUCCUCACAGGUGUGCCCAUUUUCUUCCUGGGCGUAUUCUGGAGAAGCAAACCAAAGUGUGUGCACAGACUCACAGAGUCCUUGACACGCUGGGGCCAGGAGCUGUGUUUCGUGGUUUACCCCCAGAGCUCCCCUGAGGAGGAGGAAAAUGGUCUCAUGGUCCAGUCCUCCCCACUGCCCGCCACGGACAAGCCCUUCAAGAUGCAGUGAGACGUUUACAGAGACAAGGCAGCUGUUUCUGUUUACAUGUUGUUUAUUGAGGUGGUGUUUUUUGCAAAAACUUUUUUUUUCUGGAAAAAAAAAAAAAAGAAAGAAUUGCAACUGUUAGAGGUCUGCCAUAAGGAAGCCCCGCUGAUGUGAAUGGGUUUCCUGUUGUAGUGCUGCCCUGCUAGCUUUUCCUGGAAAGACCUAGAAAUAAACAGGGCUGGUUGUU
This is a messenger RNA of Castor canadensis (American beaver), 1935 nucleotides long. RefSeq names its product solute carrier family 7 member 10 (gene Slc7a10). Lineage: Eukaryota; Metazoa; Chordata; Mammalia; Rodentia; Castoridae. Gene Ontology annotation, cellular component: membrane. Gene Ontology annotation, biological process: D-alanine transmembrane transport; D-serine transmembrane transport. The record is from RefSeq and is a predicted model, not a curated record. Gene Ontology annotation, molecular function: L-amino acid transmembrane transporter activity; neutral L-amino acid transmembrane transporter activity.